GAGAAUAAUUACAGAACAAAACUUUAAUGGGCCUCAUAUAAUUUUAAUAAUUAAAAAGAAAAUAAUUGGAUUGACUUUGUCCAACUUUGACCACCGACAGAACAAAAGGUUAAGGUGUUCGAGUAAAAAGGAAAGAAAGAUAGCAUCAUACAUAACGGGAUUUGAGACUGAAAUGAAUGCUCGAAUAGAAGAUUUAGAGUAACAUAAAAGUUCAGAUUUGAAAAACAUAAGUUGUUGAUUUAGAGUAACUGAUUUAGAAAUUCAAGACCGAAAAACAUAAGUCGAAUAGAAGAGUUGGUAUCCUUUUUUAUCAGUAUUUAGUGUAAUGUGUAUGGUUCACAUCACCAUAUGGACAACCCAUGAACAAUUCAACUGUAAGACUUAGCCGCCAGGCUAUGAUUGGUUCAGGUGGGACCGGAGGUAUGUAUCUGUCUAGCUGUUUCUUGCUUAUUCAAAAAAGAUCCUUUGUACAUAUUGUACAUGUGUGACAUUCUUUUUUUUUUUUUUUCCGUCAAGAUUUUAUUUAGAUUAAUAAUAAUACCGGGCCAAGCCUAAUUACAUAGUCUGAAGCCCAAACGCAUAAACAAAAAGGCACGAAGCCCAUAAGCCAAACCGGCUACAGUCUAAAUGCUAUAAACGGCCCGCGGCCCAAACCAUACAAGCCCAAACGACGUCGGCUGGAUCAAACGCGUCGAGGAGGCUGGCUGCUGAACACGUGGAGGCAUCUGCGCCAUCAGAUCGACACGCGUCGCACACCGCCUCAACCUGACCGUCUCCGCCUCUAGACGCCGUCGGAGCCACCUAACCGUGCUUCGUUUCGCCGGAUCUCAUACCCCGCAACAAAACACCUUCCUUCCCGGUGGUCCUCCACCGAAAGCGUCAUCGGAAAAACCGCGCUCUCAUCCGGACCACCCACUCUUCUCACACCACACCCUCAACUAACUUCUCUUGUCGGCGGUAUCAUAGACGGAGAGCUUCAUCUUCUUCUAAGAUCUCAUCCGCACUUUCUCGUUUCCAUCCGAGCCGACAAGAACAAAACCCUAACCAAACUUUCACCGCUAACACCCAAAUUUCCUACGGGUUCCAAACCGGCAGCGUGGAGCUACUGUAGCCUCCACCCUCCGGAGACAAGACGGCGACGACGGAGCUAGGUAAGCCUCCUCCUCCCGAAGACAGAACCGACGGCGGUGGAGCAAAAAGAGCCUCCACCUCCUGGAAAAUACCGACGACGACGGAGCUGUAAAAGCCUCCCCCUCCCGGAAUCGAACCUUAGUCUAAACGAGCCGCCUCUCCAUCGUCGAAAACCUUCCCACUACCGCGUCCUCACUCCACACAACAGACCGCCAUGCACCAUGGAUUAGGCCGGAGCCAGAGGUCGGACAAGGCGAAGGUGGGAAGAUACGAAAGAGAGGCCUUAAGAAAGCUUUUAUACGACAGGACCGCGGUUCCGGCGACGGCACGCGCGCAGACGCGCCGACCGCUCACCGGAACCACAACGAGAUCUACUUUACUUCUCUUUUUCUCUCUCUCUCUAAAACACUCUUUCACAUGUGUGACAUUCUAUAAAAGUUUUUUUUUGUUCAUCGACAUUCUAUGAAAAUUAUGCUUUUAUUCUUUGGUAGUAGGAAAUUUGGGCCCUUGAAGGAGUUAAUGUAAUUAUUGAUGUUGAAAGCCCACAUAAAAAUAUCUUUUGUAAAUAAUAUUGAAGAUCAUGAGUACCAAAAAUCGGUAAGCAGUAAUUAGAUCCUUUGUAAGACUAUCAAUUAGGCAGGCUACCGAUUUUUUAAAACACUUGCGGCAAUUUUUAAAACUACAUCACAUGUUUCUUGUUUUUAAAACACACAUCACAUGUCCCUGAGCAGCUACGGUCGUUUCUCCGAAAAUGAAACAUCUGGUUAGAGUUUUUAUGCCAUUAAACUAUGGUAUAUAAAACAAAGAAAGAUCUGUCUUGACUCUUGAUAUAUCAUUUUAGAAAAUAACUAACAUCACAUGCUUGCUUCAGUUGACAUUCAAGUUGGGUCUUGUUCUUAAGCAAAUAAGGAAUUAUAGGCUUUAUUACAAAGAUCCAACGCGCUCUGAAACUUCAUAUAAGUGGAAAGAAAUUCUAGUAUGGCACACAAAUGAAUAAAGUGAUGAUAUUUAAAAAUUUAUACGUUUUUAGUCUUUAAGAAUUUCAAGUUGACAAAGGCACAAACAGUUUAUACUUCAGUCUCACCGAACUCAACGCCUUUCAAAUCGAUAUGCUCUACUCCUUCCUUGAGGAGUUUAAUCUCAUCUCAAGAAUGACACAAGGUUUAAGCAAAAAAAAAGAAUGACAAAGAGACGCGUUAAUACUUACAGUCUGCUGAGAGAUGUGGAGAAGACGGCAGUGCAUACACAAACGAAACCUUUACCAUUAACCCUGACAACAGUGACAGUACAAAUCCCAACACCAACAACCACAUCCACAACCAUCGGAGUAUCUCCAAUGGUACAUCAAAAUGAAGGAAAACAUCAAAAAAUGAAGAAAAUCCAUCUUUAAUGGUACUUCAUUUUAAAAAAAAAAAUUACGCAUAUAACCAGAAUCAUGCUCAACCUCAAGAUCUAUAUGAAGAGAAAUCAAACUACAAAGAAUCAAUAUAACGAAUCAAAGUUUUAAAAAUCAGUUUAAACGGCGUCUAGGUGGCAACUUUAAAAUCUACGUGCAAAGAAAUCAAAUGAUAGAAAAAUUAACACAACAAAUCAAUAAUCUAAAAAUUGGUUUAUGCGGACUAGGCGGCAAAGAAGACGUAAAUGAAAAUAUUUUAAAAAUUGCCGCAAGUGUUCUAAAAACAAGUGCGGCAAUUUUAGAACACUUGAGGCAAUUCACAUGUCCCUGAGCAGCUACGGUCGUUUUAAAACACACAUCACUGUAGCGGCAAUUUUUAAAACUACAUCACAUGAAUCAUCAAAAUGAGUGAUGACUCAAAAUUAGAAAAGGUAAAGUUUUAUUCACUGGAACUGUAGUUUGUCAAUAUUUUUGUGUUAACAAACAUUAGUCGGCCUAGUUUAGAUGUAUUAGGUCCCACUAAAUAUAAAUCUAGACCCACAAAAGAUGCAAACGCUACAACUGGGUCCUCUUUUCCGCUGCUUUAUUGGAACCCUCAAAACCCAAAGACAAUUCAUAAAAGAUCAAAACCAAAAUUCAGAGAAAAAAUCACCUUUUGUAAUCCCUUCAAAUUGCAGUAUAUAUAAAUAAUUAUGGUGUGCUUAAAAAAUAUACUCCGUUAAGUCAUUAUUGAAAAAGAAAAUGUAAUUAUUCUUUUUCGCUAAUCUUGCUAAUAUAUUUACUCCUUUUUAUAAUCUAAAUAUAUAUAUAUAUAUAUAUAUAUAUAUAUAUAUAUUUUUUUUAAUCCAAAUAUUGAAUACUUUACUGUUUAUAAAGUUCCCCAAAAACUUUCUAAAUCUAAACUUUGUUUUUUCAACCAUCAAAGCCAAGAUAAACACAACAAGCUCGUUUUCUUGGUAACUGCUACAUUUAUUAACUUCAAUAGCCGUUUGACUUAGCGGUUACAUUGAUUUUUUUUUUUUGAGCAAGCGGUUACAUUGAUUUUGGACGUGUUCUUAUUAGACCAAACCAAAAAAAAAGAAGUAAAUGGUUUUGACUUUUACAUGUUCAACUUGUAAACGUCCUUCACGUGCUCAAGUAAACAUUUAGAUGUCCAAGUUGGACAGUCCAACUAAGCCAAUAUGAUAAUAACCCACUAAAGGACAUUAACAAACCUUCAAAAAAAUCUCAGUUUUUUUCCCAAAACGAGUAGAGAUCAAAACUUAAAAGCUUUUCCAUUUUUUUUUUUUGCUAGUUUCUUCAAAUCCUAAAACAAAAGGUUAGUGAAUGUGGACACCCAAAAAAACAGAGGUGUUUGCUUUUCCUUUUCCUCUUUUUUCUUUCUCUUUUUGUUCUGUUUCAUCUCUGCUCUUUCUUUAAGAAUUGUUUUUUUUCCUUUGGUAAAGGAUAUCUUUUCAUGCCGAUUUCCAUUUUCUAUUGUAAAACUUCUCAUCCUCGUCCUCUCACUCCAGUGAAAAAGUUAUCAACUUUGUCUUUCCGAAAAAGCUUUAAUCUUUUGUCCCCAUUUCCCUUUUAUUUAGCUUCUCUGUGUAGUUUCUGGAUCGUACCUGUUGUACAAAACGGAGAAAACCCCAGAUGAUUGCUUCUUUGUCCUGAAACCCUCAAUUCAGACAAAACAAAAUCACUGUUUUCUGACGAACACACACACCUAAUGGGCUCAGAGCAGCAGCACAUGUUUCCUCAGCAUGAACAAGAACAGAGGAAAAAGUGGAGAGGUUGUUUAGGAGUCUUGUCAUGUUUCAAGUCCCAAAAGGCCCUAAAACAAAUAGUCCCCGCCUCCUCUCGCAUUCCUGAAUGUGGCGGCAAUGCCUCAGCUUCACAACCAAGCGGAGGUGUCUUGACCAACCAAGCUACUACAAGAGCAAUGAAUCCAGCUUUCAUGGCUCCACCCUCCUCUCCCGCUUCCUUCACAGACUCCGCUCUUCCUUCAACAGCUCAGUCCCCAAACAACUACUUAUCUCUCUCUGCAAACUCCCCUCGAGGUCCUUCUUCGACCAUGUACGCCACCGGACCUUACGCUCACGAAACCCAACUGGUCUCACCUCCUCCUGUUUUCUCCACCCUCACCACCGAGCCCUCCACUGCUCCUUUCACUCCUCCUCCAGAGCUUGCUCAUCUCACCACUCCUUCUUCACCUGAUGUGCCUUACGCUCGUUUCUUGAACUCUGGCAACGGCCAUUACAAUGAUCUUCGCUCUACGUACUCUCUUUAUCAUGGUAGUCCAGCCAGAUCACUUCAAACUGGAGUCUCCACACCUCUGCAGGAGGAGUCAAACUUCUUCUGUCCUGAAACCUUUGCCAAGUUUUACCUCGAUCACGACCCUUCUGCUCCUCUAAACGGUGGGAGGUUAAGCGUGUCCAAGGAUUCAGAUGUGUACUCUACUAAUGGGAACCAGAACAGGCAGGCGAGGCAAGACAUGGAGGAGUUGGAAGAAGCUUAUAGAGCUUCCUUUGGGUUUAGUGCUGAUGACGUCAUCACAACUAGUCAGUAUGUAGAGUUCACCGAUGUGAUGGAUGACUCUUUGGUCAAGGCAAAGGCUUACUCACCAAGUAAUGGACAAAAGCUGCUUAGAGGAGAAGCUAAUCUGCCGAGUCAAACAAGAUCAAAUUCAGAAGAAGCUUUACUGUCAAGAAACCGCAUCAACGCUGAUGAAGAGGCUCUAUUGUCAAGAGUGGGGUCUGUAAAGAAAGGGAGCAGAAGCUAUCCCGCUGCUGUUUCAAGCUCUGAUGCAGAGAUAGAAUACAGAAGAGGAAGAAGCUUAAGAGAAGGCAGAGAGAACAGACACAGGAGAUAGCCUGAUCAAGGAACAAGAACAAAGCUAGUUGGCUUUGUUCUUAAGGUCUUUUAAGUUGCAGAAGUAUUUAAUAUGAUCUUUGUGAUGCUAAACUCUUGAGAUAAGUAUUUAGUUUUUAAGUAUAUAUCAAUAUUAUCACAGAUGGUUUUUAGUAGAA
This is a messenger RNA of Brassica rapa (field mustard), 5538 nucleotides long. RefSeq lists its product as uncharacterized. The record is from RefSeq and is a predicted model, not a curated record. NCBI's taxonomy places the organism in Eukaryota, Viridiplantae, Streptophyta, Magnoliopsida, Brassicales, Brassicaceae.